AGGGAGGGCUGGCCCGAGAGGGGGGCAGGAAGGUUGGAUGCCCCCCCCACCCCCCUUUUCUUUCUCUGUCAUGCUAAGCUGUGGUCAGGGGUGCCGGGGCACACAUGGAAACUCAGUCAUGAGUGUGUUUCUCCUGUGUGUACACACAGUCUCCCUGGCACACAUGUAUGUCCUGUGCAUACAGACGAGGGGAAACGGUACAACACACUGCAUGCUUUCCUUCUCCCCUUGACUGCUUUAUACCUGCUUUAUUGACUGUCCUGUCUAAGCCGUCUGAUAAGGCAGUGUAGUACUCUACCUCUCACUGUGACUCUGUCCCUCUUCACAUCUCUCUCUUUUUCUUUGUUUGUUUUUACACUGCGGUAUGGUGUCAGUGAGCUAAAUUUCACUACAGCACUAAUUUUUCACGAGGACAGUGAGCUUGCCAAUUUCCUCAAAACAGUCUGUACUCUUUUCAGCUUUUUCUCUAUAUGUCAUAUUAAUUACUGCAGAGCAAUACCUGCAGACUUGUGUCUGACUGAGAAGUCCCAGGCAGCGCUGGAGUGACUGGCAGGGCUCGUUGUACACAAUAAAUCUCUGCUCCGCCAGUCGUCGCCUGCAGGGACAUAUCACCAAGCUGCCGAGUCGACUUUAUUCCUCUGGCCUCUCGUUGGAUUUUCUCUCAAACUCAUGAAUGAUAAUGAAUCAUCCGCAGAUUGUGCUGUUGUGUAUUGGUGGGAAAUUGGUCCUCAGCAACCAAGAGCGAGUCUGCACCUUGCCAGGCUGGCUGUAAACCAAUCUGAUGCUGAUGCAGUAGAGACAGUGUUAUGGACGGACACACAGUACAGCUUCCACUUUCACAGAGAGUGGAGGCAGGGCUGGAAGGCUGGUGUAGGGAUUGGAUUUUUUUAUUUUUUUUGUUGUGCAAGAAAGAAAGAGAGGGAAAAGUGAUGGGACUCAGAUACACCUGAAGUAGCUGUCUCUCAGGAGGGGUUUGCUCCUCCGCUCUUUUUGUAGAAGAGUCGGAUGCAAUCGUUUCAUCACAGACACACACAUACACAUGCCACUUCUCUGUCUGUCGAUGACUGACAUGAGUUACUGUACGGCUUCGCCGCCAAAUUCUCCACCUCUAACCUGUCUUGAUUGACUGAUCAACGUUUGGCUGUAAAGACCAGGAGUGUGAAAGUAGGCACUGAGAUGCUUGUGUGGGUGCGUUUUAUGCAUGUGUGUAAGUGCAGUAUGUUCAUGUCUGGCAAGAUGAGACUCAAGAAGGGAAAGCCUGCUGCUCUAGCAGUAUGGAUGAGGCAAGGAUAAGAUGUCUGGGUGAGGGUACUAAUGCAUCCCAACUUUGACUGAAAGUGUAUGGUUUCAGAGGAUCCCAUAUCACUUACGUAACGAUGCAGCUUAAGUCUUUCAAAUAAGCUUCCUGACUCCCCUCCAGCUCCCCCUCCCAAACUCGCUUCCUUUUUUUAACACCAGCUUACGUCCAUUCCUGGUUUCUGGGGCAGAUGUUAACACUGGGGGGAUUCUCUCUCUUUCUCUCCAGUGCCCUCUUUGUUUCCUCUCUGAUGCCGGCAGCUACGUAGUCAAAUUAUACAGUCUGUAAUUCAAGAAGUUUCCUGAUAUUGCAUGGGGGUUAACCAAACCAAGCCACACUUGGUUGUUUUCUUUCUUUGCCAUUCGACCGCUGUUUAUCGGUAUUUGUCCCAUCAGCCCUUCUUGUGUAUCGACCUGCACCUCGGAGUGUCCCUAUCCUCGCGGAGCAGGCAAGGUCAACACUUUUCUCUGUGACAGAACCACCUUUUUAUUUUUAUCGAACCACCUUAUACAUUUUGUUCGCAUAUACUAACUAACACUCACGCACACCUGUUUUUUUUUGUAUAAUUUUGUUAGCAGCAAACCAGGCUUUUGUUAUGCAAGCUUCAUUUUCCUUCCUCACCGGAGGCCUUUCAACCAUUUAUCCUGCACAAUUUAUCUGUAUAAUUUCAACAUUUAUUGUGAGUUAGUAUAUGAAGGAAUUACUCGUAGCUUCUUUAAUUGAUCUUUACUUACGUGACCAAUAUUUUCAACUUAUUGUGGCUUUUUGUGUACAUUCGAAUGGAUGGUGGUCCAUUCAUAAAACUUUCUAAAAUGGAAAACAUUUCUUUAUGGUCUUUCAUUAAAUAUCUUUUCGAUAAUUGCAGAGUUGUUCUUCUCACCCAUAAAGUAGGCUACUAUGACACCCUGCCUGCAGACAGUGAAACUAAUCAAUCAUCUUCAUGUUCUCUGGUCAAACUGCAGUGAGCCUUUCACCUUGUCCAGAUUUUACUUUGUUGUACCCCAUCGAUAUCAUGCGAUAUGGUGCCAUGACAUUUCCUCCUCUGACCCUCCUUAGUUCAUUCUUUUUUGGUCCAGUUGGUCCCAUGGCCUCUAGGGGCUGCUAGCUGAGCUUUUGAGUCGCUCACCCUCUUGUGUGCUCCUUGUGGCUGAUGUAUGUUGGUGUUUUACAUGAUUAUUUCCAUCUCUGUGGGGAAACAAAUCUGUGUCCGCUGAUGAAUGUCCAGAGUCUUAAAGCUAACAACUCAUCAUCAAAGGAUGAAAGUGCCAUUUUAAUUGGCUUCAUGGUGUAGUGGUAUUAUACAGCACAGGUCAGUUGCUGAGCAGUGGCUCAUGCUGUACUCAAAUUACUUUUAUUGAUGAGUUUGCUCCUCUUGAAAAAUGAGCAUUGUCAGGAUGUGAACAAAGCCCUAUUGUCCUAGUCAGCACCUAUUUUCACCUAAUUCUGUACGUAGGUUUGUGUCCACAUCUGAAGCGGCUUCAGUGUGAAGUGAUCUAGCCGGCCAGAAUGGCCCUGAAGUAUGAACUAGUGCUUUGCUGUGUUUGUAUUGUUUGUCUCAUAUCAGCAUGACACACACAAUUGUAUCUAUGUGCAGUUUUCACUUUCGGCUGUUUGCAUAUUUAAAGAUUGAGGAUUAUUCCAAGAUCACAGGAAAUGUACACCUGGCAUUGAUUGCUAAACUGACUGAAGAUUUGCGCUCUUUACAUAUUGGCUGCUCAAUUUUGGUAGUUGGUGAAUAAAAACUUUUUAAAAUAUUUGCAGUAUGUUUUAUCACUGUUUAAAUACUAAUGUAGAAGGACACGAAUUGUGAACACAAAACAGAACAAGAAUCAAUGUAUUUCCCUUCAUGACAUGGAGUAUAUGCAAGUUACAACUUAAAAUUGGUAAUACAGUUAAAUUAAUCAAGUUAAAAACAUCCAAUUACAAAGUCUUGACAAAACAACAAACUCAAUUUGUCUUGGUAGUAAAAGCCAUAUAAUCCUUUCAGUUGGAUUUGUAAUGACCCCGAGGGUGUUUACCAAACCCAAUACUCCCAUUCAGGAUAUAUAUGAGCAGUAUUUUUGUAUGCAACAAUAUGAAUUUCUCUCUGGUGUCAUUUGCCAUUUGCUCAUUUAGUAGGAAGACGUUUUAGUUUUGAGUUUCAGUGAGUUUUAAUCUGGUAACAAUAUUUUGACAUGGGAAUGCAUAUGUAAAUCUCUUUAUAUGCACCUAUUACUGUUGCUGUUGUUGUGAUUAAGACUGCAACCAACGAUGAAUUUCAUUAUCAAUCAAUUGUCCAUUUUUUUUAAAUGACUAAUGUUGUCCAAAAAACAUUUAUUUAGUUUGCAUCUUUGAAGAUAAAAAAUCAGCAAGAGUGAAUCGGUGAAUUGUUGGCAUUUUUGUGAUAUAAUAUUUAAAACUGCCAGCAAAUGUAAACGGUGUGGCACGCAGCUGUCUCUUACAAAACAAGUGUUCAAAUGAUUUUUAUAUAAUUUGACAAUUAUUUCCUUUUUAACAUAAUUAUUUCCUAGAGCCCAAGGUGAUGUCAGGUGUUUUUGUCCAAACAAGAAAUUACAUUUUCAGGAAUUUACUUGUAUGUAUGACUAGAAAAAGCAGCAAAUUCUCACAUUUGAGAAGCUGGAACCAUAAAAUGUGUAAAAAUGAGACAAACAAUUAAUGGUUUAAUGACUCUGUUCGAUGUAGCUCAAAGGUCAUCAGUUGUGUGCACUUCUAGUUUCUGUUAAGUCAAGCUCGUCUGUUACUUGUAAGGCAGUGAAAUGCAGAGGAAGAGUCAUGGCUGCUGAGGACUGACCACUUAGUGGUGCUGGUACUUAGACUCAUCAAUACAAUCAGUCUGGUCAGAUGCACUAUGACUCCUUUGUUGCUUUAUACAGUCUGGCACUCAGAGGUGUUGGCUGCAGCGGUGUAUCGCAGCCCAUCAGGCAUCUUAAAGGUAAAAGUCAGCCGCAUAGACUCUCAGGUUCCCUAAAAAGUAGCCAUGGUGCAGGACUGUGCAGCUAACAUGGCUGCCAGCGAACAUUGCAACAGUGAAAGUGCUAUCUAAGUGCUAUCUCCAUCUUCAUAUAAAACACAGGUGGCAGCAGUGGAUCAGCAUUCCAGCCUCGUCUCUGUCUGCCCUCCAAAAUCUCUCACCCUCCCUGUCUGAACAGGAAGCAGAGCCUUCACUGAGGUUAAUGUGUCGGUGUGUGAAACAGAUUGGUGCUGGAGGUGUGGAUGCUGUGUUCAUGUGUGUGUUCUAGUGUAUGUCCAGGUUUGGUGCAGUGGAUUAGGGGUGCUGCAGCAGUGACUAAGCCCAUCAGAGGCAGCUCUAGCACCUCUCUGCCUGUCUGCUUACCUGUACCUUUACUAGCUACUGUGAUUAAAGUUAUGCAUUUUCAAUGAAACAUUCUUUAGGUCAAACUAUUGGCAGAUGGUAAUUCGUUUCAUUAUCUGCUGCUACAACAUGCAAAUCGUUUUUUAUGCGUGUGGAUGUUUGUCUCUCAUCUGGAACUUUGCUUCAGUCGAUAUCUGCUUCAGUCCCAAACAGUGGCCUUUUUCUUCACCUCUUCUGAGGGUCAUUAGAGGGAUGAUGGCUGGUCCUCCCGUUAAGGGCUGCAACUAAUUAUUAUUUUAUUAUCAAUGAAACUGAAACUAUUAUUUUUCUAUUUAAAGAAUAUAAGAAUGUUUUGAAACAUUGGGUAAUACGCGUAUUCCCUUCCGUGCUGAUAGUUACAUGAGCAGAUCAAUACCACUCCAGCUGCACGGCCCGAGCAAUAACUUCCUGGAGUCACUAGUGGUUGCCUGGCAACCUCACAGUGAGGACCACAAUUCAGGAAGUCACUUCUCCCGCCAAAACCCACCGUAAAAUGGACACGUGUCGUUUUUACACUUUGUUUUCUGUACAGAUUAAACAGACAAGAUAUGAGUGUUGAUCAGUGAGGUGCUGGUAGGUGGAUGUUUUACUUUUGGAAGGAGCCGGUCCUGCUGUCACCCUAUCUCCAGCCUUGAGAGAAUGAAAAGGGAGACCUCAUGUGUCCAGUACAUCUGCAUAUUCAUAGAGAUUUUUGAAUUAGGGGUGACAAAGUGGGGAAACUCAUAUUGGACAGAAAAUGGUAUUCAAAGCAGAUACAACUAAGAGAGAUGGAUUGGAUAUUUUUGCUUUCACUCUUCUGCAGUUGGGGUUUUCUGGAGCCAGUAUGUGGUCGCUGCAUAACUGCAUUUUAUUGGAUUUCCACAUAGAUGUUGGGUCGGGCUCGGCAAAAUGGAUAAAUUAAAUAUCGCAAAAUUAUUGACAUUGUAGGGUUGAACAUUGGUGCUUUCACUGAAUAUUUACAUGAGAUGAGAUUUUUGAUAGAUAAUCAUCAGUAACGUGGAUAUAUUGACAAGUGUGCAAAGGAAAAUAAUAGAACAGGCUGGUAAGUACAGAAAAUCACUUUACUGUUAUGAAGACUUUAAAACCAGGACGAGAUAACACUUGUGCCAUUUCACGAUAUUCAAAAUGUAAGAUUAUAUCAAUAUAAUACCCUAAUAUUGCCCAGCCCUAGUCUUGGGUUUAAGAUUGCUAUUAAGUUAAUAUUAUGUUUAGAAUUCAUAAAGACAAUAAUGUGUGUGUGUGUGUGUGUGUGUGUGUGUGUGUGUGUGUGUGUGUGUGCGCGCGGCUCAGGUGGCCCUGUGAAAACCCUUAGACGGAUGACUCAGCAGGCCUGGUGGAGGCACUCACUCAUGUUGAUGGAGCCUGGGAAUGAGUGUCAGUGAGUCCAGCUCCUGGCUCUACAAUAAGUGCUGCUGGGGCAGGUUGGCCGGGAGCUGCAGCCUACUCUCCUUUAAUUAAAGCAGGGCCGAAAGGCACACGUGAGGACAAUUCACCAAUCCCCAGCUCUCUCCUCGCCCUCCUCUCUUUACCAGGGCGAUAGCAGGUCUUUAUUAAUGAGUAGACUGAGUGAUUCCAAAGCAGAUACCACAGGCAAUCAGUUUCAUUUGAUUAGAGAGAUGAGAGGACUACCCUGCUCCAAAAGUCCCUUUCCAAUCUUUUUUUAAAAUACAAAAAUGAGGAAAUAAACAAGAGCAAAAUAGCAUCAAGCAUCCAGCAGGCACUCCCUCUCUGCAGGGAUUAGGCUUCCCCAAAACUCCAAAGCCUGAGGAUAGAUAGUUUCAUCCUCACCGCAGUGCUUCAUUCUUUCAUUUUAAAACUGAAGCCACAAGCAUCAGCAUCCGCUUAUUUUGUGUCGUCGUCUCUGUAAUUAUAAAGCCUGCAGUAUACGAGAGCAUUUAUUGGUGUGUUUCCCAGCUGAUGAUUGUAAUUGAACUAAACUGACACGUAGGACUGCAUUGCUUUCAUCAAAGCUUUAGACUCCCAACAACAGGUUUGAGUAAACCACCCAGAAAUAUUAACAAUGGCAGCCUUCGUCCUCCCACUGCACAGUCAAAUCCUUUCAUUUGUGAGACAGCAUGUGAAAUAAUGUGUCAUAUUGUGAGGGGCUUCCUUAGAUUUCCCCCUGUGCCUCCCCCUUCAUUCUCCUUUCUAUCCCUCUCCUUGGCCGAUUGCGCUAAUCUGUCUUGUUGUUAUUCUAAUAGUGCAGCUGUUAGGUAACUCUCUGAAACAGGAAUUGAGAAAUCAGGGUUAUUCAAAUGGAAAUAAAAGUAGAGAGAGAGAGAGAGAGAGAGAAUAUGAUACAAGAUGGUCUUAGAGGAAUUUUAUAGGUCAUUGCUGGACAGCUUGUUGUAAAAAAAAAAAAGGAAAGCUUUUGGUGUCCGUUCACCAACCUGAGCCUUUUCCCUUUAAGCUCCUUCUGGAUGCUGAGAGAGGGAAGGACAGGAGGUGGGAGAGGGAGCUUAGUGUAGUUUGAUGUCCAGGUACUCGGAGUUCUGCCUUGAUAUCCUCAGACUCUGCAGCAUCUCUUGGACGUAUAUGUGCGAUAACUAGGAGCCUCUGCAUUGGGCAACCUACCUCUUACGGUAUUGAUGUGCUCUGCAUAUAGCUUACAGCAGUAGGUGUUCUGUGCAAUUUGAUGCAUUUUUCUAUCCUCAUCCACCUUUACAGACCUUAUGAUUUGGUCACUGUGGUUCCUUUUAUAUUCAUACGUGAGCACACAGAAUAAAGAACGGAGAAUAAAUGAGUAGGUUACUAUGAAUUAUUUGUGUUUGCGGAUACGUUUGCUGUUUUUGUGGCCUGUUCGUCGGACCACCGCUUUGGACCAGACUGCAAAAUCCAAACGACUAUCUGAUGGAUUGUCGUAACAAAAUUGUACAAACAUCCAUCAUGGUCCCCAGAGGAUGCUUCCCCCUGUUCUUGAUGAUCCCCUGUCACCUAGCGCCAGCACAAGGUUGAUCUAUUUUUUUGUGAAUUAUCUCAACAAAUAUUCGAUGUAUUGCCAUGACAUUUUGCUAAGACAGUUAUGUUCCUCUCAGGAUGAAUCUAAUACAUUUGGCGAUACCCUGACUCUAAGUUGAAUGCCACCAUCUGGUCAAAAUCUCAGUUCGUCAAAUUCUUUGGAUUAUCACCAAAUACCUGAAAAAACGAAUCACAUUCCCAACAGCCUCAGCCGUACUUAAACAUGUUAAACAUUAUACAUGGUUAGCAUCAGCAUGUUAGCAUUGUCGUUGAGAGCAUGCUGAUGUUGGACUUCAUCCCACUGGUGUGUGCAGCCUCAGAGUUUCUAGCAUAGCUGAAGACUCCGUCUUAUUAUCUUAGGUGGCACAAUCCAGAGAUCUGCAUUGCAGAGAAUUUAUUCUGCAAGUUUGCAGGUAUUUCUUUGUGCUGAAAACAAGCUUGCCAUGUGUAGGACUAUAUUUGUAUGUGUGGGAAGCACCUUAUGUGUAAGUGACUGGGUGCGAGUUUUUGUUUUGCGAUGAUGAGCGUUUAGACUGAAGGAAUAUAGCCCAGAGGCAGAACCAUAGAAGAGGAGAGUGAAGGCAAACAUAUCAGAGAAGUGUGGGUGACCCAAGGGUGACUCUGCACCCUUUUCCUCUGCAUUGAAUGACGGGUGUUAUUUACCUGAUUGAUAUGAUGAUUCCUUUUUUUCCCCCGUCUACCAGAGAGAAGAGGAAUAAUUGAAUUCUAAGCCCAGCAGUGCAGCAGGUCAUUACAGCUGCACAGCUUCCGGGCUGUAAUUCACAGUUCCAGUUCUCCGAGUGUGGACAAUAGACAACGUCUGAUUCAUUUAAUGCGAUGGGAAGGAGGAGAUUGAGUUCAUGUUUGGAGUCUGAAUUUCCUGACUGAAUUAGACCUGCAUAGGCCAAAGUGGCGUCUUGAAAUACAGUAUAUGUGUUACAGCAGCUUAGUAGAACUUUUAGGGAAGGGAUUCAGGUUCAGUUCGUAUGACUAUAGCGGUCUUUUUGGGUAACGGAUGAUGACAUUACGUGACCAGGACUUUUGCAUUGGUUGGUGCCAUGGUUUAUCACUCUAUGCUCCCUGAUGACAGAUAUAUUGAGUCAUCUAAUCCUCGUGUCAAGUGUCAUCAUAGUGUCGUAGCAUCAUGGACCUGGUAUUAAAAGCUUAGUCAUUUGUCAACCCCUUCAUCUAAAUCCCUCGGUGGCAGAGGUGGUGUCACUUUGAUUUGAUCCUUUUUCCUCAUCCCACCCAGCAUGCACAGUGAUGCUGUGCUCUCCAGGAGGAUGGCCAAUAACAUGUACACAGAACAUAACCAAGCCUUCAUUCAUUCAUCCAUGCAUAUGUUGAGGGCGAUACAUGUACCGUAGCACACGUAAACAUUAUUUAAUUACCUUAAUUGAAACAGUUUUAUUUCUGUAACCAUCAAUUUUUUCAGUUAACAAUGACUGGCGACUGUUUUCACACUAGAAAAUGCAAUGUAGACAGCUAUUUUUAGUUUUACUAAUUAUACUUAAUUCUCAAACUGUGGAAAUGUGGUUGUUAUUUGUUGAUGUUAAAAGUACAGUAGCACUUAAAAAAUAAAAAAAAAACAUGUUGCAUCACUCGCACAAAUGGGUUCUGAUGGCAGGCUCCAUUUUGGAUAUGGUUAAGCUUUAAUAAUAUUACUAUUUAAGGGAAACUUUGCUGAUUGUCAACCGGCUUUGUAUCAUUGCAAUGUGGGUGGUAUGUGUAAAUGAACUGUGUUUGGGCUCCCUCUGGGUUACCGGCGUCCAGAGUAAAAGCUUGCCGGAAGUGGCGCGUUUCGCACCCUGUUAGCGACUGAGCAGCAGACGUGGGAAGCUCCAGGUGCAGGUCAUUACAAAGCUGGUUGAAGAAAGUUUCCCUUUAUUCUCUGAGUCUAACGAAUCUCUUAUUGAAUCUUUUGUUACCUCAGUUUUUCCAGAUAUGCUGUUAGCCGUUAAAAUGAAUGGCUUGUACAUUGUUCUUCACUAAUGAUCAAAGUGAAGUUUUGCCGGAUGUUAAUGGUUCAGUUCACCCAAAUCAGGAUUUGAGAUCGGAGAUUUCCUUCUUGACCUUGGAAAAUAGUUUCAACACAAGGUCCACUCGUUAGCUGUCCCGGAGCUUUUGAUCGUAUCACAUGAUUCUCUUCAGCAGAUGGAGUUCGCAGUUGUCAUGGAAACAUAGAUGUUCAAAUUUCUAUUUUCUCAGUUUGAUUUGUUUCGAAGGACGACCUUGUGGUGAGGUCCUAACAUAUUUGUCCUUUAUGGAAUAUUUCUUUCGUAAAAAAUAACUUCAAAAAUAAACUAUUCACACCGCGGUUUGUGUGUUGUCAAGAGUAGCAUUAUUAAAAGUUAUAUAUAAUUCAUCAUUCCCUCUAAUAUCUAUUUUAUAUUGUUUUGCGAAAACUUCUCUUUGAAACUAUUUAAGUGAAGUUUCUUGCCAAAAAAACGACAUUUUACAGGACUACAUUUGAACACAUCAUGAUAUAAUUUACCUUCGCUGAAUACAAAUCGUUACUGAAUAGAGCGUGAACGCACCAUGAUGUAACUCAACAGCCCGAUACUCACCAACCGGUAACUCAUCGGUUGGUUAUUAAGAAAUAAAAUGACGAGUGACACGUCGUACAAGAGGCGCUUUCCUUUUACUCCGGCACUCCAAUGACUCAAUGAGUUUUGGCGCCGCAUUUAGAAGCGCUCUUGGGAUCCCACAGGAUUGGCUCUGUGUGGGUAGCUGUCUUGUGAGCCCUCUCUGGUCCUGAUGUAUGUCGGUCGACCCUGGCCACUCAAGUACUUACCUGUCCGGUGUUUAACUACCUCCAAUCUCACUGUGUACUUAACACUUUUUUUUAAUGUGUGUGGCUGUGGACAAGCCACACGUUCAUUGAACAAAGGCACGUGGGUUGUCUUGUGCCGCAGGAUUUACUAGCUGGCAGGAUGGUUGUGUCACCCAGCCUCUAAUUGGCUGACCCCAGAGAUUUGCAGAGCCAUGUGCCCAUCCCUUUCCCUUUCUCCCUCCCUCCUACAGUACAUUCCUUCAUCCCUCCCAUAAUCAAUUCUCCUGCUUCAAUAUAGACUACAACUCCCCUCCCUCCCUCUCUCUCUUUCUGCCGCAGUUACUUGCGGCACAUUGCAACACUGCAAGACCAUGCUUUCAUGAUUUUUAACACCUCUCUGUCUUCUCUCUCAGCCUCUGAUUUUACAUUAAGAACUAUGGAUCUCACAUUUAGAGAGAGAAACAAGAUAGAUUAAGUGAGCAACAGAGAGAGACGGGGAAGGGAGUUGGGGGCAUCAGUCAUUUUUACUGUUACGGCAGUCUUAUGUUUUUGGGAGACGCGAAAAGAAAACAGGAGUGCUGUGUUGGUAUAUAAUCAACUUCCACCACACCCGUUUAUAAAUCCUUUGAUCUAGUGAACAGACAUUUGUUUGGAUUUUCCUUCGUCAUAUUUAAUCAGUUUGGAUCGCAGAGGAGGGAGGGGGCUGGUCCUUGGGGACUGUAGCGGUAUCUGCUCAUGAUGAAGGGGAACGUGCGUGUAUGCAGCAGCUUCACAAGGUUAACCGCACCUUGCACACCAUCACAUGUAAGCACACAUGUAUGUAGACUUGGCAAACGCACAUCCACUGUCAGCCAGCCCUUAGUCAGCACAGUGUCGGCUGCUGUGUUUGAAAGUUGGAUGUCACCACCUAGUGUUUGUACGGAGGACUUUCCAAUCACUAUGUGAACAACUGACAUUAUCUCCUGUAUUCUCUCAUUGUCUUGUGCCUCUCCUCCUGUCAAACAACUCCUCAACAGUCCCUCUCUCUACCACCACCACUACCUCACACAUCUCCCCCAGAAAUGAUGUCCUUUUUUAUGUAGCGUACACUUUAACAGUGUAUGCUCUUACGCACAUCCAUAUUUCAUGUUAAUGAACAACAGCAUGCGUCACUGAAAACCUAUCUUUACCAUAUGGAACAGGUCACCGCAGUUGAGCACUGCGUCUUUUCCAACCUGAUCAGAGGGACAUGGAGAGACUGACAGUCAGAAAGAUAAUCUGGCAUGUCUUUUUUUGGUAAAUUAUUAAUUUUUAUUGAUUGCUGGAGUUGGAUCCUGAUUACUCUGCAUUUGGCUGCAUUCACUAUGCCCUCAUCUCUUUUUCUGUUCCUUUUGUAGUCUCUUCAUAGAGCAGCACUUCCUCCCUCGCUCCCGUGGUCACUCUUGUUCUUUUCUUUUUUCCCCUGCUGCCUCCAUGCAGAGUCUAAGUAUAGGAGAAUAUACAGCGGAGCUUGAGGCAGUGCAGGACAGUUAAGUCUGCUGGUAAUGGAGAAAACGUUUGUCAGACCAUAGAGCACCAACUUUGGCCCCAUCUUAGCCUUCGGCACAGACCUUUAUUUGCCUACAUUGCUGGAAUGCAUCUGACGCGCGUGUGUGUGUGUACACAUGUGUAUACGUAGAUAAAACUGUGAAUGAUUCAAGUUAGAAUCUCUUGGACAUAUCUUUGUAAACUUUUUAGGGAUUUGAGAAGCAAACGGUGUGUUGGCUGUAAAACUCUUAGCUGUCUGUGUAUGCUGUCUAUAGACGUACAUAAUUUGUCAGUGUGUAUUCAAAUAACUGCAGCUAUUUCACAAGAGCAGUCCUGUUAAGAGUGAAACAAUUCAUGAUUGAUGGACAGAAAAUUAACAGUUUAACAGUAACAGCCAAAAAUGGCAAACAUUCCUGUUUUUGCUGCCUCAGAAUGGGCCUUUGGGGGUUGAGUAUGCAUGAACGUAAGCAUGGUUGGUCUGUGACGGUAAAGGCUAUGACUCUGUGUAAUACAGCCCAGCUGACACUGGAUUUUGGGGGCAGAUACCGAUAUUAGGCAGUUUGAAAAACAUCCGACAUUGAUACAUUGCCUAAAGUAUAAAAACCUUUGCAAUGAUUCCUCAAAUGUGGUUAUCAAACACUGAAAAAGAUAUCUAAUGGUGGAAGGAUAUUUUCCAGUUAAGCAAUAAACGUCAGUGCAGUAAACUUCACUGAGAAUUAAAUAAAAAGCCAUGAAGUCUGGUGCUCAAAGAGAAAAAGAUCAGUGAAAAAGAGAAAAUAAACGACCAUUUCCUGACCUCUCCCGUCACUGGGAGCAUGUGUUGUAGUUUGUUUACCUCUUGUCGAACGCAGGUAACGUUUCUGCUUUGUAACCGUCUUUUAAUGCAGUGCAGCAGUGAACCAGAGUGUUUAUUCCUCUUGUGGCGCUGCCAGUACGUUGAACAUAUUUGCAAUAGUUAAAAGAUUAAUUAAGAAAAUAAGGAGAAAAAUGUAUAAUAAAAAUGAUAAUUUGUUGUAGUCUUAGAAGUGUUAAUGCUGCCAUACAAUUUAAAAGGACAACACUAUCCAUGGCCUCUUGUGUCUGUCCUUGGUCAGGAGGCUGACGGUCAUCAUACAGCAACUUUCUUGAGCCAACUGUUGUUUUUCCAUCAUUCUUCAGCUCUCUUACCACACAUCCCCGCUGACACUCCAUUCUAGUCGUUUUUGCAUUCUUGCAUUCUGCUGAAUCGAUGAAACUGAAUCCACUUCAACACUUACUUACUCUACAUUUUUUCCCACCCUGUCUUGCUUACUUUUUUCAUAUUCAAGUCAUAAUUAUGAUGUAACAUAUUGUAUGCUUAAUGUUUACUUCACAAUUUAAUUCAGUGUUUACUUUCUCCUGCAGUUUGAACUUAAUAUCUACAUUUGGAUCUAUUUCUGGAAAUCUAAAAUCUAUUUUACUUUCAUUUAAUUCGAUUUCAGUAAUUCCACUAUGUUUGGAGAAAAGUUUUAAUUCAUUUAUUAGGUUUAUUUUUGUUUCACAUGCCUUUUUUUCCCACACAUGUGGUGUCAUUGAACUUCAGCCUCUGUUGUUAUGUAAUGUGCUCAGAAUAUCUCGCUGUGGAGCAGAGGAGUAUGCUUGAAUGUAAAAAAUAUGGCUCAUGUUUCCAACAAGCCAUUCUGUUGAGGGAAUAAAUAUGGCGUCAACAGUUCUCAUUUUAGAAUAAGGCAUUGUUGUGUUCUUCACUUUGAGUUGUCUGCUGACACAUCAACGAGCCUGCACUCUGUAGUCUUUCUCUUUCUGUUGUUUACGUUAUGUUCCAGACAGAGAAUCCUUGUUUACUGUAAAGCUCGUCAAAUACAUUAAUCAAGGUAAAACACUCUAGCUGUUUUCUACUUUGAGUAGUUAAAGAUUUUUUUUAAAUAAAAAAAUGUGAAAGCUAAGCCUGUACUGUGUAUUAAGGACAUUACCUUACCACAUUGCUUGUGGCAUCACUGCCUUCUUCACCUGAAUAUGCAAACUGGAAAUGAUUUGGAUGCAAAAUGAAAUGAAGUGUGAAAAAGACAUUUUAUUUUCAGUAUAUUCCGUGUGGCUGUGAGUGAGCAUACAUUGGUGUGCUCAGCACUGUCAUCCAGAUGUCUGUUUCUAUAAAUAGGAAGAUGACAAAUGGUUAAAAGAAAAUUAAAACAAAUAUAAAAUGUUGUAUAGCAAGAUAUUACAGCAGAGAUAAGUGUGAGAACAAUAGCUGGAAAGAUAAUUGUAUGGAGAUGAACGUAGUGAUUUCCUGACAGACCAGACCAGACAAUUGCUUUGGUUUGAAUUUCAAACUGCAAUUGUGUCAAAGAUGUGAUGUAGAAUAUCAGGUUUCAUGUAUUUUAGUUCUUAAAGAUGGAACGAUAACAGAGGACAGAUGAAGGAUGAGCUGGUCUUGGCUCCCUCUGCUGGUCGGAGCAGGGUCAGCUCUCAUUUACGUUCGACUUCAUCCUGACUUGGUCAGCAUCUGAGCAGGUUCACAGCACGGCAAGAUGCAAUCAGUAGGCUGACAGUUGGUUCAAUGAUCAUCCACUAGACACCGCCAUGUCCUGAAGAGAGUCAAGUGGACAGCAGGUGUGAAGGACAUGGCACUGCACUGCUGCAAGGAAUCGGUCGGAUUGUGUUUAGCCAUCACACACACACACACACACACACACACACACACACACACACACACACACACACACAGUCUUUACCGAACACAUACAGAGUUGCACAUUGCCCCAGAUACCAGUCGAGCGUGCAGUACACAUACAAGCUGUGUUCACACCCGCCUCUCCCUCUGAUCCAGUGCAGCAAUUCAACGCUGUUCUGCAAUACUGUUACGCAGAGUCAUCAAUUAUUCAUUAAGGAUUUCUGCGCUUGUUCAGUCAUGGUCUUGAUCGACCGAGAGAUGGAAUUCAAGAGGUUAAUGAUUCAUAUAAUUUCCCCCAAAACUGCAGUGAAACCGUAUAGUUAGUCAAGUACUCUAUAAAAGCUAUUAAUGCUAUUGAUCAUUGUGGGUAGAUGGAUAAGGGUGCAACAUAUGAUCCAGACAGUCUGAUUUAUUUGUCAUGAGGGAAACGUCUAUUAUUCUGCCAAUAAAGGAUCGCCAUCCCUCUGCGCCUGCCUCAUAAACCCAUCCUCCAGCCUCUCUGCAGAGAUAACUUUGGUGGCUCCUAUAAAUAACCGCAUCAGCAGAUUAUAUCAUGUGGAACUCACCAACAAGGAUUUUAUUAAGUACAUUUAUUUAUUAUGAAUACGCUUUUGUCCAAAGCGAUGUACUCAUUUGUUCACAGUAGUGCUAUGCCUGGUUCUGAUCUGGUGGACUGGAUGAUUUGGGUGGUUUACUGUGUGAAAGACUGCCGACAGGUGCAGCAAAAUGAGAACAGAUGACUGGGCAUCGCUUCUCGCUGACCGCAGGAUUUCUUUCAUUGACAGCAGUGCAGUUUCAGUGCACUGAAAGCUCUUAAACCAGACUGGUUUGGAUCAAGGAGAUUAUUUUGUGGGAGAUGAAGUCUGAGACUUAAAAACUGCACCCUCUAGAACCUUGAAUAGAAAGGAUAGUAGCGAGACCGGCCUGUGGUUUGUAACUUGAUGGAUUUAGGGUUGGCCCUUUCAACAGCUGGCUAACUGGCAUGGGAAUGCUCAAACAUUGUGGGGAUGUACCCAAAGCCAGAGGUCGGAGGGAAAUGGAAGGAAAUGGAUCCGGAGGACAAGUGGUGGGACGACUCAAGAGCAAAUGUUUGGAGAGCUCUCCCUCGUUGAGAGGGAGAAUGCAGUAAGUAGAAGUUACACUAAAAGGCCCCAGAUUCCCAAGCUGGCUGCUGCUUGUUUAAGGACAAAAUUCAACAAAGUCAUUAAGCAGAUAUUUGAGGACGGAGAGGGAUCUGGAGGUUAAUUUGCUCUUAAUAAGUGCAGGAACAUUUCGGUCAUUCGUGGACAACCUGACAGGAGAGGGAGCACGAUGUCUUGGGAACCCCCCCCCCCCGGCCAAGGAGUGGUAUCCAGCGAAACCUUCUGCAGAGCUCAUGAAUGUGGACACAAGGCUGAACGUGUGUGCCUGACUGGAUGAGCAUUUGUAAUUGCCGUCUGCAGAGGUUGAUUUUAGUGCAGGGCUUAAGAGUGUAGUGGCGUGUGUGUGUGCUUACUGUCAGAGCGGAGACACAGAUUGGGGGAGGCAGGUCUUGCACUGUGUGGUCCACAGCACUGCACAGUCAUGAAUGAUUUAAUGGCAGGAGAGGUGAGCUCUGUCCUGCUCUCGAGAUGCACGCCGGCAUUUAUGACCUGCACAAGUGAAUCAUUUACAUGACCCAACCAAAUGUUGUAACGAUAUUCGGAAUAAAUUGGGUUUCUUAGGGUGAUCUAUGAUGUGUGUUUUAUAUGUAGCUCCAUAAAUGGCACUGCUGCUGCAGUUUAUCAAAAGAGAGGGAGUUCACUCCUACGAUCCUGUGUCGACCUUGCACAUUUCCACUGUCGACUUAUGUAAGUUUCAAAUACAGAAGAGGAGGUGGAGGCCCACUUUCUUAAGUGGAUCAUGCUACAGAAAUACUCUUUACAUAUCAAUAUUUUCCUCACAGUACAAAACCACACAUUGUAUUAUUCUUCCCGGUAUGAUGGUUAUGUGAGAACAGUGCCAUAUUUCACUGUGUGUGUUGUAAUACUGCUCCAACAUACCGCAUUACGGCUAGGCUGUUGUUGGCCUGCAGCCAGUGAGCAUGGGUCAUACAUUCAUUUAGACGACUUUAUUCAUGUGAAAGGUCACAUGUCGUGUGUGUGUGUGUGUGUGUGUGUGUGAGAUCAAUUCAGCCUCUCUUAUUCUUUAUUUUUUUCAUCCCGCUCUAAACGGCUCAUUUUUUUCAGUGGUACACGUUUGAUAGGUCACAGUAGCAGUUAUUAAACAUGCUGCCAAAUGCAAAUCCAGAUGGUACCACUUUGCGAGAGAAUCAUCCUCCCACAAAAUAAUUACCAUUCACUUCUAACUGAGUCUGAAUUACCACACUAUCUCACAGUUCUGGUCUCUGGACACUGAUCAGCUGUUCAGUGCAUCAUGUACUUCUCUGCUCACACCUCCACGUGGAGAAAACCCACGAAUUCACAUGAAUAUGCUUUUGACUUUAACAGUUUUAUGCAUAUCAUUGGAAUUUGACAAUAACUCUUAAAGGACUGCAAUAUUGCCCCUGAAAAGACCUAAGUUAACAUUGCAUUAGUCUGUAACUCAAUACUUUCUGACUUCCCCAGCCUGUACAUGUACUGAAUAUGAUUCUCAGCCCCAAGCCUGUUUGUCCCUAUGAAGAUGUAGAUCUGUAAAGGCAGGUCACGAACAUAAACCUUUUAUUAAAAAAAAGGGUUCCUGAAAAAGCUGGGAAUAGUAGCUUUUAGCAAACAUCACUCAGGAAUAAAUAAUGUAUUUGUUGGGGACUAUUUUAAACUGUGGAUUAAUGCACAUAUAGUGCUCUAGUAGGUUUUUCCUGCUACAGGAUGGUUUAUUGACUCAAAAAAGAAUCGUAACAAAGGAAUAUGUCACCCAGUGCAACUGUGUGGCUUACUGAUGUGUUUUUGGACAAUAGUGAAGGUACAGAAGAGUUAAGAUAUAUCAGGCUUUUGCAUGUCAGGCAAUACUCAUAGUAUUGGUUUGGUUUGGAUUUUUUAUCACCAGACUUGCCCUUUUAAUUUUGGUUAACAAAUAAAUAUAAAAUGUUGUAGCUAACAUAUUCAAAAGAGCUCUUUUUUUGUGCACAAAUCUGAAGGACACCUUUGUCAGCGCUUAAGAGUAACAGUGUGAGAACACAUGUCCAGCACCACGGGCAAAAGGACAAGUUUGACACUGAUAAAUAACCCCGAGCAUGACAGAGCAGGCAUUUAAUUAUGAGAAAGAAAUAGACUCAAAGACAGAGGGACGGGGAAAAGGUAUGCGUGUUGGUAGCAGAUUGAGGCGCAGGGUGGUGGGUUUCUUGCUUGGCACUUCCUUGGCUGUUCAUUCCUCUUUCAUGCUCCAUUUAUUCAAUAUGGAAGCCAAUGUGCUGUCUAAGGUUGGAACUAUUUUGAGGCAUUGUUUCAUGGUUGUAGACGUUAUUUCUUUUACAUGGUGAUGAGGCCGUUUUUGAGGCAGUUACAUAAAUUCAGCACUCUUGAAGCAGAGUGUGUCCCCUCGUCCUCUCAGGUAAGAAUAUUGCAGUAAACAUUUUCACACAAAGGCAUGCCCUCCAUUUUACUACACUAUUGGAAAACUGAACUUUCAUAAAAUUUCAUGACAUCUUUCUUUGUAGUGAAUUGUCUUGAGAUAGCUCGAGACUGUUCCGUUUCUUCACUGAAUGGCUCGCUCUUGCUUUGAUUAUUGCUCAGAAGUGAUGCUUUUGUCCUCUCUCGCUCAUGUUUUUGUGCUUUUUUCGGGGCGUGCCCUCCUUCAAAUUACUGAACAAAUUGUUGAUUUGUCGGCCCUUCUUACUUUGAUCCAAAAUAUUUCUACUCAGUCGGCCGCCUCUCACUAAUUUAUUCUCAAUUUUCCAAAGUCUUUUCCCACACAAUGUGCCUCCCAGUGCAAACAUCUUCCUUCACUCGGGCCAACAGUGUAUCACCUUUUCACUUUCUGCUUUUUUCUGUCCCUCUUGAUCCCUCUCAUCAUGUACAGCCUCAGUUACAAUGUUCGCUCUCAUCACAUCCAAACCCUUGAGCUCUCUCCUCUUUCUUUUGUUCUUCUUCUCUCUGUUUCUAUCCAGCUCUCUAGUUUUCAAGACGCUCGCAUUGCUUUACCUCUCUUCUGCUUUUCCCUUUAGUCCCCGAACUGACCUCCAACCUCCCCAUGUGUGCUUCUUUAUACGUUCUCAGCUUUGACAACCCCCUUGAGCCACUCUCACUCAUCAAACCCCAACUCAAGUGCUCCCUUCCUGUUUUGGAGGGCUUUGCUGAGGGUCGGGGACGUCUCUGAGGUUGGUACGGGUCUCAUUUAGAGGGGGGAACACAUGCUUUGUGAGAACAGAAGUGUGUUUUUCUCAGGCCACAGGUGUGCAGCGGUGGGGAGUUCCUAUUGUAGGUGCCUCCUCUUGCUUGAAGAAAGCCAAGUUAAUAUAGAUGUUGAAUGACAGUGGGGGUUGAGAAUUUGUAAGGUUUUACCCCAACUCAGUCUGUAAUUUACCACAAAGGGCAGGAACUGCGAUCUUUACGUGGAAGGAACGGUUUGAGCCCCCACAGAAAUAGGGAUCCCAAGGGUUUGUUGAAGGCAUUAAACCUUCAUUUUAAAGUCCACCUGAACUUCGCUGGUUUUACCUCAAGGGCAUGUCCAUGCAGGACACACAAACUUAGCUUGGUCAUGUGGAGUUGUAUUUAUUCACCGACAAACUGUACACUCACUGCGCUGCUACGUUCACAUGAGCAGAACUUGAGAAUAAAUAACAACAGAAUUAAUGUCUGAUUGAGUUGUUUUAUUUCUCCACUGCUUAUUUUGGGCUUGCAGUUGAGACAAGUUGCGAGCUUCAUGUCUUCUUCACUCACAUCGACGACAUGUUGUGUGUGCGGCUGUGACGUUACUGUCCGUGCCACUGUGUGCUGACGUUAAACUAUCAUGCGGCGGCGGCACAUGUGUAAAUGUGACGUCCACAAACUUGGAAAUAUGAGACUGACUGGCAGCUGAUUAGCUGAUUAGCUGAAAACCGGCCAAUACAUCCAUGCAUCUCUACUAGUUGUGUUUAAUAAUUACUGCAGAGAAUUUGACUGCAACAUGAAAAAGAUGAGCACCAUCGAGAUUCUCCCCUGUCUCACCUUUUAACUUAUUCACCUCUUUUGUUCUUCUCUGCAGUGUUUCAUCAUCUCAUCCUUCAUUUCAUCUUUUUGCCACGUUUCAUCUGUUGUUAGUUGCUAGUUCUGUGUUGUAUGGGCCUAUUCUGCCAAGAUAAAGGUUCUCCAUCGGGAUGUGCCCUCCUGUCCUCCCUUCAUCCCGUUCUCUCCACUCUGGGGUGGGUGUCACUCAUCAGUGCUUCCCCACCAAGCAGGCAGAGAGAGGGGAAGAAGAGGAGGAGGAAGGGUUUCAGGGAUGCAAGAUGGAAAUAUCAGAGAAGAGAGACGUAGGACAGGAAUUGGAAAAAAAAAGGGUAUGAGGGGGUUAUGGUGAUGUUGGUGAUGAUCACGAGGCGAGUAAAGCUCCAUAAAAGCGGCUUGACUGUCCACCAACUGAAUGAGCCCCACACUGCUGAUAAGGACGAUGAAAGGAAUAAUGAUGACAGUGGGGGUGCCAAUAGGGUGCUAUUUUUAGAUGCAUUCAGCUCGCCUGCUGUGUAUAACUGUGUACUCUAUGAGCGAGUGAACGUUUCUUUACAUGGACCAGAAGCUAGCUAGCUGGUGGUAAUUACACUGGUAUUGCCUUCACCUUGUGUGUGUGUGUGUGUGUGUGUGUGUGUGUGUGUGCGUGUGUGUGCGUGUGCGCGCGCGUGUGUGUGUGUGUCUUUGCUCCUGUCCUAGUGUGCACAUGGGUGUAGGUUUAAGCCACGUGCUGUUAAUGCUGACUACAGAAUCAGGGAAGAGCUGCAGUGAGCAACUCAAUGUGCACUCUUCAUGAAGACAUGGAAAAUUGCUUUUCAACCGCUGUGUGUGUGUGUGUUAGUGAUUAAAGUGCAUGUGCGCUGUGUGUGUCAGCACUGCGGAUAGAUGGAAGGGUAAAAGGACUGCAGGGCUGUGUAUAAAAGAAUGCAACAGAAAGGGAUGAGAGAUAAAUGUGUAAACAUUCAAAUAAGCUAUAUGUACAGUAUGAUCAUUUUCCUGUUAUGAUUUUAUUAAUUAUGCAUUUAUAAUUUUGAUACCUGAGUAAUCAUGUACAUAAUUUAUCAACCAGAAAUAUCAAACCGUGUGGUUCCAGCUUUUAAGAUGUGUUGCUCGCUACAUUUCUCUUUUUUUAGUUUUAUUUUAGUUUUUAUUGAGAUGGACAUUCUUUAGACUAAAUGAGUGACAAUCUGAUUAACCAGAAAAAUAUUCACCAGAUAAAUAUUCCUAUAUAAUAUAAUUCCUCAACAAGGAAAAUAACUUAAAUUAAAAGUAUUUGGUCGCAGCUGUAAAAAAAAAUUUUUCAUUUUUUUUUACAUGUUUGUUCUUUCCAACGAUAUGUCAAUCCCUCACAAAUCUGUUGCCUUCCAUCUCAAACUCCUCUGAAGUUGUAUUUUACAGUAAUUGGUGCAAACAAUUUAGGCCACAGAGAUGCACGUCUGCAGAGAUCUAAUAGAAAAAUGCAACUUCCGGUUCGAGUGAGGAGCAAGGAAAUGACAAAUGAGAGACUUGGGAUGUACCCCUCGACUCGAGCAUUUACUGAUUCGAUUUUGUCGGUCAAAGGUCAAGACAUGGAUGUAAACUGCAACUUGACGUCAUUUUAGUUUGGCCUUUGAAACUAUCUUGUUGUAAAGGCUGACACAGCUGUAGCGUAGUUCUGUUAAAUUGAGCAGUAGAAGUGAAUGAAGGGAAUCGAGGGAUGGCUAAGAUGUUCAUAUUGGCAUCCUCCUCCUUUCACUCAUCUCCCGCUUUACUGAUAGCGUCACACAUAGAAACCUUUACCAUCAGCAGCGGGACUCCAAACUCACUGAAACCUGGGCUGGCCUGAAGGAGGAGUCUCCCAACAGCAACAACAGCAGGGAAAGAAAGAGAUGGGAUGAAAGAGAGAGAAAGCUGGAUGAGGGAGAAACCAACUUUUCCUCUUUCCUUGCCUGCUAAAUGACACACAUCAGCCAUAAUACCACUUUUCUUGUCUGUGUCUAUUACGACAUGACAUCGUGGUACAAGGCAGAUUGCUCCCCUCUUUUCUCCUCCAGUAUUACAAUUGACUUUCAGCGAACAUCAAUGUGCCGACACCGUGCUCUCUUUUAGCAUAGCCAUCAGCUAUCCUUAAAUCCUAGUUCGUGAUUAAACGUCUUCUGAUGUCAGCGGUUGUAGUUUGUGAGGGUACCUCAGAUAAAUAUACUCCAUUAUCUUGUGAAUGAAUCAAAAAGAAGACGGCUACAAUGCUAAUGCUGCAAACCGUCACACCAAGCUUGUAGGUGUUGCAUUACAGCUCUUCAAAUGUAAUUUCCUCUCCUCAUCACCGUUUCCUGGGUGUUUUGAGGGGGCCUUUCUCUUUCUAACGACUAGAAAGACAAAUCCCUUUUUCUGUGGGAUUUGGCCGGCUUAAUGCUUUGUCUCUCACCCUCACAGCUCGCUGGCUGCUGUUUUUGUCCCGUUCCCCCCUGAGAAUAUUACCUUCAGAUUCAAUUUCCCCCCUGUGAAUCUAAUCAAGGAUACUUGCAAUAAAGUUUUCUCUUAAGAGCUAUGCAGCAGCCAUCUAUGAGAUGUUAUUGCCUAUCCACAUUAUGGCACCGCAGUGAGAACAGUCUUGGGACUGCUCCUUGGAAAUUUCAGAGGCUUUGGGGCGAAGGGUCACUUCAGGUCCAUCUAAAGCCCAUAUAAUUCUUAAGCAUGUUUGAAACACUUUAAAUAUGAAAUUCCUUAAACCGUGACUCCAAAGCUUUCUGUGACCUGUGUGUGUGUGCGCGCUCAUGUGCAGGUGUUAUUUUGCAUAUUAAACCUUCAUUAACUGAUUUGUUUUGGGGCACUUGAGGGCAACGGAACAUGCUGUAAACACAACAUAUCACUUCAUAAAGUUGAUAUGGCAAACCUGUGAACAAAUAGUUGAAUAUGUACAUAACCAUUGGAUACAAAGCAACAUUAGCAUUAUUUUGAAGUUGUGUUUAUGUCCACCUGAUGAAUGUAAGUCCAAUAUUCACUCUCCCUUGAUCUCUUUUUUCUUUGGUCUCCACCAAUAUUUUGGGGAAACGUGUCUCCAGUCUUUAGAGCUUUAUCUCUUAAAAACAGCUGCCUGCUGCAGAUGAGCACAAGGUUGACGUUGAUGGCCGUGAAAGCAAAACGAGUUAACAGAAGCUAGCUAGCUGGUGGUAAUUACACUGGUAGUGUGUGUGUGUGUGUGUGUGUGUGUGUGUGUGUGUGUGUGUGUGUCAUCAUGGCAAAAUGUGGUCCUGGAGAUGCCUACUGUUGGGGGAACUAUGACAGAAGCAGUUUGGAGUACUUUGUUAGGUGUUUAUAUUUCUGUCUGGACAGAUUUUAUCACCAUGAUAGCUUCACAACUGUGAAUAAUGCAAUCAUACAAUUUUGUAGGCCAAGUUUGAAGAUGAAUGUGGUCCGACCAAUGGCGCCAGAAGUAGGGAAGAAGCCAUUGGCCCCCCCCCCCCCCCCUUAUGCUCCUGGCCAGAUUUGGCAUCAAGGCUAGUGUGAUCUCAUCACAAAAUAGUCUUUAGUUAUCUGUGGGUUUGUCUUACAGGUAACACAUUUCACAUAGUCAUUAGAUCUAUUGUGAGUAUUAAAUAUUGAUAAGAGCAGCUCAUGUGUGCAUGAUGACCUGUCUCUGCCUGAAACAAAUAUCAAAUGAUGGAUGCACAGAUGUUAUUUUAUAAAUAACAGACGUGUGUUAAAGUGAUGGAAAAAUGAUCAAUAAUGAGUAAUUGUUCAGGUAAGCAUAUGUAUCUUAGCCUUUGCAUUAUUGGCAGUAGACGCAUUCAGUAUGAAUCAGGUUCUUAUAUAAUACUUCAUAAUGUAUUUAUUUCAACAUGUAUUGUUUGAGAAUGUUUUAUUUCAGGCUAAACGUAAAGCAACUAGACGCUGCAUAUUGUGUGUCUGUGACCUCAGGCUUUUCAGUGACAAAAAAAUUACUUCCAUCACUUCUGAAUGUCUAAUCACAUUGGCAUUCAGUUUGAGAUGUGGUGCUCAGUGUGGCUAGACUGCACACUGCAUGCUGAUUAUCAGUGGACAGUAAUACAUUCUGUCCAGUAUUAUGAUCGCCGUGGCCCGGUUUAAAGACCUAGAUGUAUUGUCCACGCCGAUGUCUGCGGCACAGCAGCUGUUCCUGUUUGUUUAGUCUUGGCGUGGCUCUUUGGCUACACUUAUUAAAGCAUGUAACGUUCAUGCUACACUUGGCAGGGGCGUUGCUGGAGUUGGUUGGUGGCUCUGUCGAAGUGUCGACGCGAGUCUGGGUAAUCCACCGGCUGCUCUGCUAUGCUUGUGCACGUCACUGGGCUGGCCUCAUACAAAAGAGCAGACCUGAAAAGCACCAUAAUGAGGCACAGCCUGAAAGAAAAGGCAUGUCUCUUUCCAUUUUUCUGAGCGAAAAGAAAAGAGAAACAUAAAAGAAUAGAAGACAAGAAAGAAAGAUGAAAAUAAGCCUCACAAAUCCAGGUUUUUGGCGCCGCUGUCACUUUGAGUUUAUCUUUUUUUCAUGCAUGUUUUUUAUUAUGCUAAUGCAAUGUUGGAUAAAAAUAGUCUGGGAUGGAAGAGCAACGGUUUUCAAUGGAAAGAGGUGGAAAAUAAGAGGGAGGGACAGGGGGGUGCCGCUAAAUGUCAUUGAUAAAUCAUAAAGAAAAAUUCAAAUCCCGCAUAGCCUCCAUUUCUGUCUUCUCUUUCUUUUCAUCUCUUCUUUCUUUGCAAAGCUUCAGCACAAACAUCACAUGUCCCAGAGUUCACACAAAACAUGAACACAUUGUUCUCUCUCCGUCAUGUCACAGUUCAUCUUCAGUUCCAACUACAGUAAACACACAAGUAAUCCUUUGUUGUUUUUUUCUCUGUUAUCUGAUUUAUCAUCCACUACCAAAGAAACAUACCAAGAGAUGGCUCCAGAUUACUAACCGUUUUUGCUGCAGUCAUAUAAAUGUUUACAUUUAGUACAUUGGUGUCAGUAGGCGCACAUACCCACGCUGCCGAAAGGCCCUUUAGUUGAAACAGACUCCUCCACUUGCCGCCUCGACAAUCCCCCGAUAAGUAUUCUCUGAGGAAGACAAAAAAAGUUACAGAGCUGAAGAUCAGAAGAGGUUGUACUUUUCUCUCCACUGCGGAGAACAUCAAAGCGCUCUGUGCUCUCUGUUAUGUGAUGGUAAUCUUUCUGCGUUAAUGACCUCUGACCUCCACAGGUUCAGAGCAGAGAGUGGGACCAAGAAAAAUCUGACAGAGUGGACCAAAUAACAGAAACACCUUAUUAUACUGCAUAAUGAAAUCCAAUGCAGUAGGCCUGACAACAUUUAUUUUGAAGUCUGUUAUUUAAAUUCAGUCAAUGCAGUAGUAGAGGAUCUACUAUUCUUACUGUUGUGACUUUCUUUUUACUAAUGCAAUUGUUUGUGUUGGUGAAAUGUCAUUUGGGACAUACGUUUGACUAUUUUGUGUAGCUGUCUUUAAAGUUGGAGCCCAGUUACAAAAAACAAUCUUAGGAAGAGAGCAAGCUGUGUGUGUGUGUGUGUGUGUGUGUGUGUGUGUGUGUGUGUGUGUGUGUGUGUGUGUGUGUGUGUGUGUGUGUGAGAGAGAUAGGGGGAGGGAGGUGAGAGAGAAAUCGGGGUCUGACUCAGCAAUGCUGUGCAGAUGAAGAUGCCAUCAUACUUUCAACAAGAAGAUACUGUACAAACAUCCACUGAGGCACAAGUUCAGUGAAGCACCCCAGGCACCAUUAUUUAUCAGCACAGUUGUCACUGAGCCAGAGCUCUCUUUCCAUCAAUCUCUUCUUUCAUCUUUUCAUUCCCGGCCUGUUUCCUCACCGCUUCCGCUCUUUAUGGUCAGAAAUGAGGCUGGCGCUGCACUGAGGCAAGCCCAAACAAAUGUUUGCUACUGUCUCGGUAUAAAUGGUAAUGACAGACUGUAGGCUGGCAUAUAGACAGAUUUAAAAUCUAGUGCACAACAAUAUAAUGCAGAGGGACACCCACAACAUUUGUUAAGAAAAAUACUAUCGAAUGGAAUAUAUUCAUGAGCCUGGCUGCGUCUCAAAAUUAUGACAUUGAGCCGUCCGCUCUGUCAGCACGUUUGCUGUAGUUUGUACUGUAAGAGCUGUUAGCACUGUUAGCUACGAGCCACCGGCGUUGAGUUGUUGAGAGGCAAUAAAUAUGCUCCCACCUAUAACGGUCUAACUUGCUUCAGUAUUUAUUAUAGUUAAGUAGAGUUUGUACAGUGUGUUGAAGAAAAUCUCUUCAUUUAAAACGUCUGAAAUGUAACAAUUAAGUAUUUUUUAAACCAGAAUUUUAUAAAGUGUGUUUAUAUUUUGUUAUUGAUACUAUUGUUUACUGUUUAAAACUUUCAUUUACUGGUGGUAUUAUGAUGUUUGACAAGUUCAUUUUUUACCAGUAAAAUGUUGCGGCCACAACUAUUCACAAACCUACUUAAAUGGUUUAUUCAAAAAUCAAUAUUGGCCUCAAAAAUCUGGCUCUAAUCUACAUUUGAGCUGUAAUCUAUAUUUUUCCGCUUUUUAAAACCAACCACCGAAAAGGUGUUUUUGUUCAUCUGAACUGUUCAUAGAACUGCAUAAAGUCCCACUUUAACAAAGUCAUGUUGACAGCAGGUAAAGUCCUUGUGAAGUUUGUAUCUCAUAGUUUCAGGACAGUACAUUAGGUCUCAAUAGAGUCUGAAAACUUGGACCUCUUUAGUUCUGCGUCUAUUAACCAGAAAGAUUGAAUUAUGGUCUGGCUGCUGAGAUCCUGUCUGAUGCUGACUCUAGCCCGAUUAUGACUGAUGGUUCACAUCCUUGUUUUUUUAAAUGAUGGAGUCUGUGUUCUCUGCGAGUGCUCAGAUACUGCAUACACCAAAGAGAGGGAGACAUGGAGAGUUGUGGGGACAGAUUCUGUCCACAGCUUUCACUCUCAUCCUGCACAUCUUCACUCUGUAUUUCCUUCUCUGCUGUACCCAUCCACUUAUAAAGAUUAAUGGCAUCCUGGCUCUGUGCUGACAUAUUGCGGCUGUCAUUCUUCUCUGUUGCUUUCAUCUUUUCUGCUCUCCUCCCUCAUCCAAGUAUUUCUAACUCCCUGUUUUUGUCUUCAACAGGUCAGUCUUGCUUUGUCACGUUGAGGAGCAUGUGCAAACGUAGAGGUGUCUUUAUGUACUGAGUAUGUGAUAAUAUGUAUACAUAGGGGUGAGCCGGUGAAUGUGCUAUGACGUGUGAUGUGUAAUCUGUCUGCAGAGGGAAGACAGUUUUAACCCCCGCCGUUAUUGCUAAACCACUCCUCUGUCAGUUCAGAGGCCAGGCAAGCUUAAUGUAGCUUGUGAGGAGGAGCUGAAGCACAGGAUAAGGAGUUGAAAGUGUGUAUGUGUGUGUGUGUGUGUGUGUGUGUGUGUGUGUGUGUGUGUGUGUGCAUUUAUGUAUGUAUAAGUGUUGAGUUUUGUGCCAGGGCUGCAGUAAUCAGCCCGAUCCAGCCCAUACCCUCUGUGAAGUGUCUGCAGACUCAUACUACAGAGCAUCAUGCUGCCACUAGAGGGCCGUUAUGCCAAAAUGAAAGCAUACAAUCUCACAUAUUGUCAAAGCAUACAGUAUAUUUUAUUUUGACCAUUGUUCUCUUUGGAAAACAGAAUAGCUAAUACAGAACCAUUUUGUACCGGGAGUGUUUUUCUUUCUCCAAAAUGAACUUGCUUGUCUCCAGCCAAUUCUUUUAGAGGUCCUUGUCCAGCAGGGUGAAAUGCACAUGAUAUGUCCCCUCCCGGUUAUCUUUACCUCCGCUGAACAGCAACGGUGGUAAUGUCAGUGGUGAAACUUAGCAAUUUCUUGGUUAGGUGGUACCACACUUGAAGGCGUGCCGUCGACCUGGCUAACACACCUGAGAUCGAGGUAUCUUAACAACGAAUCCCAAACGAAUGUACUUGUUCCUUCAAUAGUCUUCUCUUUUUCAACAAAGAUAAUCUCUCAUUUAGACAUGCGGCAGUAUUUCCUAAUUCUCACAUUGCUUUUUUUUUUUUUUUUUUAAGUUGUCCCACAUUUCGCCACUCUUGCAAAAGUGCUGCUCUCGGCAAUUGCCUAGUUCACAUAUUUGGACGCGCCAAAAAAAGACAGCUGACACAGUAUCAGCAUUUAUGUUAAUUUCUCGCCUGCCUUUUCAACUCUAGUUUCUGUUCUCUGAGACAUCAGGACACGGGCAAUAAACCACCACCAGCAGCACACGUGGACAGCUGUAACCCAUUAUCCUGCCAACAACAGGGGCUCGACACAAGGUGCAGAGGGCACGUCUGUCCCAAACUUAAAUCAACCCUGUUACAAGGAAAGGAGUGUGGCCUAUGCUUCAUUAUGACCUGCAACCUCAUUGAGCCCAAAGACCAAAAUUUCUCAAAUUAAAGAUCCCCUCCAGACAUUAUAUAUCACAAAUAUUCUGCUUUGAAUAAUAAUUUGUGGUGUUUGUGUUCUUUGUGUUCUUAAGAACAUCUACUCCUACUCUACUACUCAUGUUGGACCACGACUGGCUGCCCUACGAGUUGCCAAGUCACAAAAUCAUGCUUACACAUGCAUGCAUGCGUUGGAGCUCACUCUCCCCAUUCUGCAGAUGAAUAUGAAAACAGCCUUCUGAUGUCAAACUGCACAUACAUCAUUCUGCACGCUGAAGCUCAAACAUCCAAGUCAAGUAACAAAAAGCAAAAGCACACUUUGAUUGGAGGGUGACUUGAACUUUAAGUCAUUAAGGUUUGACACGUCCAGAGAAAACCUCUGUCAUCGCUAAUGGUUGUGCCACUUUAAGGAGGUCUUAUCAAUUAGGACCUGAUAAGUUAUCUUUCUUCUCCUCAGAUGAGUUAAGUUAUGCUAUGCAGGCUGAGCCAAAGGUGGUUACUGUCAGAGGGUAAGAAUAGCAGUCCCUUUCGUCAAAAACCACGGGAUAAUUUGUCAUUUCUUCAUGGACAUUAUUGUCCGUAGUCCCCUGCUCAACAUUCUUUGGCAGUGGAGCUCUCAUCACUGUCCAAACUCAAUACUGUGGACAGGAGAGACAUCCCACGUGAUGUUUUUGCACAGGUCACGGUCCAGUGGCGCUGAGAAGUGCGUAGCCUUUUUUCUACAUUGUCCCCUCCUUUCCCUCUCCUACAAGCAUUUAUCUCUCUGCAUGGUUUUUGGCAGCGAUGUGCUUUUCCCAGCAUUUAGCCAGGAGAGGGAGAGAGGAGGGGUGAGGUAGAGAAAAGGAGGCCUUUUCAACCAGGGAAUGACAGACGCUUUAUUAAAAGAGGCAGGACCUUUUGAGAGGCUGGCCCCUCCGUGCUCCCCCCCCCCCGCCCCAUGUGUCUGGCCCAUUGUCACGGGACGGUGGCAGCAACCCCCCCACCAGGCGCUUUGUCACUGUAAGUCACCUCACCGACUGAAACAGUCCCACUUUGAGAACUCGCACCCAUUCUCCACAGCAACUCUGCGCGUUUCUUGUAUCGGCUGGUCCGUGAAAAAAAAUGAUUGUCUGGCUGUCACGAAACAUACAGGAGACACAGAGAUGGGCGUGACGUGUGGAGAAGAAGGGACAGGAGAAUGGAGGGAUAAAGUUGGGGUGACGCAGAGUGUUUGUGGUGCAACCAAACCUGAAAGGUGGAAAGGAUAGAUGAGGUGGAGUGCAGAACAUGGAGUGUGAUGGAGAUGGAAGAGGGGAAAAAAUAAAGAGUUUGAAGUAAAGCUAGUGAGUAAAGCUUGUGAAAUUGGAAAAAAUAGCCAGAAUGUAGUCAUGAAACCCAUGGUGAGAGUGUGGGGCACCCAUUUGUUUUUGGCUGUGUGUGAAAUGUGCGUCUUUAGAUACAGGCAGCAUUCCUCCAGAGAUAAACCCCUGGGCCCCCCCGUCCCCUCGACCCACACCCUCCCCAGUCUCUCCACCCACCAUGCUUACUCAAGUGUGUGUCUGGGCGUGUGCAUAUGUAUGUACGUGUGUGUGUGUGUCUGUUCGUGUUUACGUUGGACGGGGGUCUGCGUGCCCUGUAUCGCAGCACUCACAGGGGGCAACAGAAAAGACAGCUGUGUGUUUGAGAGAAACAGAAAACGUAAGAAAGAGUGAGUGGAGGGCCAACAGGCAUGCCAGUCAAGACCGUCACUUUUGGAGCAGAUGCUGGCAACAGUUUUCUCCGAGCGGCCCGUUCUGGCAACCUGGACAAGGCCCUGGACCAUAUCAAAAAUGGCAUUGAUAUAAAUACAGCCAAUCAGAAUGGACUCAACGGGCUGCAUCUGGCCUCGAAAGAAGGCCACGUUAAAAUGGUGCUGGAGCUACUCCACAAUGGCAUCGUACUGGAGACCACCACAAAGAAAGGGAACACGGCCCUGCACAUUGCAGCGCUGGCAGGGCAGGAGCAGGUGGUCACAGAGCUGGUUAACUACGGGGCCGAUGUCAACGCUCAGUCCCAGAAGGGUUUCACUCCACUCUACAUGGCCGCACAAGAAAACCAUCUAGAGGUUGUGAAGUUUCUUCUGGAGAACGGAGCCAAUCAGAGCACUCCAACUGAGGAUGGAUUCACUCCUCUCGCCGUGGCUCUUCAACAGGGACAUGAGAAUGUCGUAGCCCUGCUCAUCAACUAUGGCACCAAGGGAAAGGUCCGCCUCCCUGCUCUGCACAUUGCAGCACGCAACGACGAUACACGCACAGCCGCAGUGCUUCUGCAGAAUGACCCCAACGCUGAUGUACUCAGCAAGACUGGAUUCACACCCCUCCACAUUGCUGCACACUAUGAAAACUUGAAUGUGGCUCAACUGCUGCUCAAUAGAGGAGCCAAUGUCAACUUCACCCCAAAGAACGGCAUCACUCCACUGCACAUUGCAGCCAGACGGGGGAAUGUGAUCAUGGUCCGACUCCUGCUGGACAGAGGGGCUCAGAUUGAUGCCAAGACCAAGGAUGAGCUGACUCCUCUGCACUGUGCAGCCAGAAAUGGUCAUGUCAGGAUUAUAGAGAUCCUGCUGGACCACGGAGCCCCCAUCCAGGCAAAGACCAAGAAUGGCCUGUCUCCAAUCCACAUGUCAGCACAGGGGGACCACAUGGACUGUGUCAAGCAACUGCUGCAGUACAAUGCAGAGAUAGAUGAUAUCACAAUGGACCACCUUACCCCUCUUCAUGUGGCAGCACACUGUGGCCACCAACGCAUGGCCAAAGUACUGCUGGACAAAGGGGCCAAACCCAACUCUCGGGCAUUGAAUGGCUUUACUCCUUUGCAUAUUGCUUGUAAAAAGAACCACAUGCGUGUGAUGGAUCUCCUGCUUAAACACUCUGCAUCAAUAGAGGCUGUGACUGAGUCUGGCCUGACACCUUUGCAUGUGGCAUCGUUUAUGGGUCGUCUCAACAUUGUGAAGAUCCUGCUGCAGAAAGGAGCUUCCCCCAGCGCCUCCAAUGUGAAAGUGGAGACUCCUCUUCAUAUGGCGUCUCGGGCAGGACACUAUGAGGUGGCAGAGUUUUUACUGAAGAACGCAGCACCUGUGGACGCGAAGGCUAAGGAUGACCAAACACCUCUGCAUUGUGCCGCUCGGAUGGGCCACAAGGAGCUAGUGAAGCUGCUGCUGGAGCACAAAGCCAACCCCAACUCCACCACCACGGCAGGCCACACACCCCUACACAUCUCUGCUCGGGAAGGUCACGCACAAACCGUACGCAUCCUACUGGACAUGGAGGCUCAGCAGACCAAGAUGACGAAGAAAGGCUUCACUCCGCUCCAUGUAGCCUCCAAGUACGGCAAGGUGGAUGUAGCAGAGCUUUUGUUGGAGAGAGGAGCCAAUCCUAAUGCUGCUGGGAAGAAUGGUCUGACUCCACUGCACGUUGCUGUACAUCACAACAACCUGGAUGUUGUCAACUUGCUUGUCAGCAAGGGCGGGUCUCCGCAUAGUGCAGCCAGGAAUGGCUACACCGCCCUCCACAUAGCAUCCAAGCAGAACCAGGUGGAGGUGGCUAACAGCCUGCUGCAGUACGGAGCUUCAGCCAAUGCUGAGUCACUGCAGGGAGUCACACCUCUCCACCUGGCCUCGCAAGAAGGAAGGCCCGACAUGGUCUCCCUGCUCAUCUCCAAACAGGCCAACGUCAACCUUGGAAACAAGAGUGGAUUAACCCCACUCCAUCUGGUCGGACAGGAAGGACAUGUUGGCAUCGCAGAUAUCUUGGUGAAGCAAGGGGCUUCAGUAUACGCUGCCACACGGAUGGGUUACACGCCUCUCCAUGUAGCGUGUCACUAUGGCAACAUCAAGAUGGUGAAGUUCCUUGUGCAGCAACAGGCCGAUGUCAACAGCAAAACAAGGCUUAGUUACACUCCUCUGCACCAGGCGGCCCAGCAGGGACACACGGACAUCGUGACACUGUUGCUGAAGCACGGAGCUCAGCCCAACGAGACUACAACAAACGGUACUUCAGCUCUGGCCAUUGCUAAGAGGUUGGGCUACAUCUCUGUGAGCGACGUCCUAAAGCUCGUCACUGAGGAGACGGCGUCCAUGACGACCACUGAGAAACAUCGCAUGAGUUUCCCAGAAACAGUGGAUGAAAUACUGGACGUGUCUGAGGAUGAAGGAAUUGCACAGCUAACAUUAGGAGAGGAGCUCCUGGGGACAGAAGGGGCCAGGUACAUGAAGAUGGAUGACAUGAAAGACCAUGAUGACGAUUUCCUCUCCCCCAAGAAAUCACUGGAGUACGAGAGAGGGCUGGGCACAGCGAAUUACUCGCCAGCCAUUCCCAGGAUCCCCAGAGUCUCUCCGGAGACAGUUAUCCUGAAAGAACACGAGAUGGAUCAGCAGCACACUCCACUUCCACUGCCCAAAGAAUAUGAUGAGGACUCAUUGAUCCCCAGCAGCCCAGCGACUGAGACGUCAGACAAUGUCAGCCCAGUCGCCAGUCCCAUACACACAGGGUUCCUGGUCAGUUUCAUGGUAGAUGCUCGAGGCGGCUCAAUGCGAGGCAGCAGGCAUAACGGUCUGCGUGUUAUCAUACCUCCGCGGACCUGUGCGGCUCCCACCCGCAUCACCUGCCGCCUGGUGAAGCCGCAGAAGCUGACCAGCCCCCCUCCGCUGGUGGAGGGAGAGGGGCUGGCCAGCAGGAUCAUCUCCCUGGGGCCAGCCGGGAUGCAGUUCCUGGGACCGGUGAUAGUGGAGAUCCCCCACUUUGCUGCUCUGGGUCGUGGUGACCGGGAGCUCGUGGUGCUGAGGAGUGAGAAUGGCAAUGUCUGGAAAGAGCAUCGCAAUCGCUACGGAGAUGAGGUGCUAGAAACAAUCCUCAACGGGAUGGAUGAGGAAUUGGAAAGUCAAGAGGAGCUCGGGAAGAAGCGAAUCCGUCGCAUCAUCUCCACCGACUUCCCUCUUUACUUUGCUGUUGUAUCGCGAGUCCAGCAAGAGAGCGACCUGAUUGGACCAGAAGGAGGUUCGCUGACAAGUAAACUGGUGCCGUUGGUCCAGGCCACGUUUCCUGAGACGGCAGUCACCAAACGAGUCCGCCUGGGGCUGCAGGCUCAGCCAGUUCCAGAUGAGCUGGUUGCAAAGCUGCUCGGUAACCAGGCAAAUUUUAGCCCCGUGGUCACUGUGGAGCCUCGGCGGCGCAAGUUCCACCGGCCCAUUGGCCUGUGUAUGCCCCUGCCCCCGUCCUGGAGAGACAGCCCCAGAGACUCUGGGGAGGGCGACACUACCAGUCUGCGUCUGCUUUGCUCUGUCAUAGGCGGCACAGCCCCAGCCCAAUGGGAAGACAUUACUGGCACCACCAAGCUUAUGUAUGCUAAAGACUCUGCCAGUUUCACAACCAAUGUUUCAGCACGAUUCUGGCUCGCAGACUGUCCACGUACAGCUGAGGCCGUCUCCUUUGCCAACCUGCUCUACAGAGAGCUGUCAGCUGUACCCUACAUGGCCAAGUUUGUGGUGUUUGCAAAGAUGAAUGAGCAGCGUGAGGGCCGCCUGCGCUGCUACUGCAUGACUGACGAUAAGAUGGAUAAAACCCUGGAACAGCAUGAGAACUUCACAGAGGUGGCUCGCAGCAGAGACAUAGAGGUGAUGGAGGGAAUGCCACUUCACCUGGAGUGUUCAGGGAAUCUGAUACCCGUGAGGAAGGCCACCCAGCAGCCUCGCUGCUUCAGCUUCCAGGCCUUCAGAGAUAACCGACUUCCUGUCUCUGUUAAGGUGAGAGACAGCAGUAAAGAGCACACUGGAUUUCUGUCUUUCCUGCGCAAGUCCACUAAAUAUGAGGACAGCCAACAUGUGCUCUGCAACCUCAACAUCACCAUGCCUCCAUGUAUCAAGAUUAUUGGGAGUGAAGACCGGAGGCGAACUCUGACCCCGCUGGCUUUAAGAGAAAGAUACAGCGCCCUAAAUGAACCUGCUAUGGCAUCUAUGAAUGCUAUGGAGAGGACGGAGCUAAAGAUGGCUGUGAUUGCAGAACAGUUGGGACUGAGCUGGGCUGAGUUGGCGCGCGAGCUUCAGCUCAGCGUGGAUGACAUCAAUAAGAUCCGUGUGGAGAAUCCCAACUCGCUGCUGGAGCAGAGCUCUGCGCUGCUCAACCUGUGGGCCACCCGCGAGGGCAAGAGGGCCAAGAUGGAGAGCUUGUACGCAGCUCUGAAAAGUAUUGACCGUAUGGACAUAGUCAACAUGUUGGAGGGCCAGCCGCCUCAGCCUGCCAGAAAAGGCUCCCGCGAUUUCAGCAGACGUCGACACGAGAGAGACAACGCCUCCCCUGGUAUGACCAAUGGUUAUGGGCUCGCGCAGGAAGAGCUUCUCUCACCGGCCUCCAUGCAGUACAGCCUGCCCUCCCCGCUGGGCGCUGAGCCUUACUGGCAGGAAGUCUCCAGUCUGGACUGUGCACCCAUUGCCACCACAGAAGAAGACACCCUCAUGGAGAUGUCUGAUGUGCAGGUGUGGCCCUCAGGCAACAGCCCAUCCCUGGUACCUGUGGAGGACUCCUCGCUUGAGUGCAGCAAUGCUGACGAUUCAGAAGGUCUUCUGGGGCUGCCGUAUGGAAGUCUGGGUCGGCCGGCUAGUCAGGCCAGCGCAGCCAGCGGAGGGGGUGGGGUGCUGAGUGGCUCCAUUGAGCUUCCCGAAGACGAUUCAGAGAUGGGCGUUGACUCACUCAGCACUGCCACGCCAGCCUCGCUUGGGGGCACCAUCGCUGGGAUCAAUCUUAACAGGCUGAACAAUUGUCAGAGGUCAUGUGCAAGUUCGGAGGUAUCAGCAGUCAUCAGUACGACUGGUGGAGAUGGAGCUGGAGGAGGAGGAAGAGGAGGAGGAGGGACGGGCUCAGAGGAAGGGCUUUCUCUUGUUGCAGGACAGCAAAGGGUGUAUGCUCGGCUGAGUGAGUCACCUGGUCUGAGCUGUGUUGCAGACCGGAAUGGAGACAGGUCAGGAAAUGGUGGAAACGGAGGUGGUGGAGGCUCUUUCCUUUCCUACCUGCAGGAGCAGACAGGCCCAGGGUGGAUCCCUGUUACUGAUCCUACGCAGGCCUGGGUGGGCAGUCAGGCUAAACCCAGGCAGGCCAUGGACACCAUGAUAUCAUCCGUAUGUAACGCUGUGGAUGGAGACCAGUUACGAGUGUCCCAGGAGGCCCUGCUUCAGCCUGUGAGGGACAUGGGGCACUCAGAGAUCUUACGGGGGCACUUCAGAGGUACCCAGCCAUUUGAGAAGGGUUUGGGCUUCCCGCACAGGGUACCAGAGCUGAGGGCCUGGGACGAUGUGCGGCUGAAGGGCCAGGGCGAUGAAGUUGAAGAUGUUCCUGGGGAGCAUGUAAGCGAGGAACAGUUUACCGAUGAACAUGGAAACAUCGUCACAAAAAAGAUUGUGCGUAAGGUUGUGCGCAGAGGGAAGGGUUCAGGUGAGGAAGGUGUUCAGGAGGUGAGCCUGGAGGGUUCUCUGCAGGAUGCCAACGAGCUGGAGGUUGAUGCUGAGCAGUUCAUGAGCUACGCCAUCCUGGGCCGGGACAGCAGCAAGCCCGAUACUGUGGAUGUGAAGAAAGGUGCUCAGAUAGUGAAAUGUGCCAGUCUACGGAGAGUUAAGCAGUGAGGCAGACUGAGUGCUGCGUCCCUGCAGAGUUCUCCAGAGGAUUCAACCCCUUCACCGAAACCAUCCUACAUGGACACAUGACCAGCAGCAUUUGACAGGAGGAGGAACACAAAAAAAAAAGCAGACAGACAGAAAUGAACGGCAACGCCAUGACAACCAUGCCUACUAUCAGCACGCACCGGAAGAGAAGGAUAUGGAUUCACUUGUAGUUUUUAUUACCUUUUUUUUUUUUUUUUUUUUUGAAAGACACCGUUGGAAAAAAAACAUCUACUACUACGCUAGAAGCAUGAUUUCAUAUAAAACAAAAACACAAACAAACAAAAAACUAGCAACCAAAACGUGCUUCCUGUUAUAUGUAUCAGCAUGAGUGACUGCUGCCGCAUGGCCUGUCUUUAUCUACGAAAACUGAGGGAAUAUAAGGGUGGGGAGGGAUGGGGAGGACACACUGCUGUAUGGGACAGGCAUGCAAUGUAAGGUACUGGCCUGUUUUCCAAACAAACAGGGAAAAGUUUAUCAGUCAAACUUAAGAAAAAGGGGAGAAUAAAAUACUGAGGAUUACAUAAUCUCUAGGCAACAGGUUACUCCUUUCCUCCCUGCCACACUCUUCCAGCUAAGAGCAUCACAAACUAGUUUUAAACCUGUCCCAGUGUUCUCAAAGUCCAGUAAAGCUACAAUUAUCCCCAAGGAUAUCAGUGUUGUACAUAAUAUCGUAUGCACUAAAAUGCUCCACGUGACUGUGUGUUACGUGUGUUGUUUAUGUUAUAAGAUCCCUAUGCCAUGCCACUGAUGCUGCUGUUUCAGGUACAUAAGAAAUUCCCCCUUGUUUUUCUUGUUUGGUUGGUUCGAUCUGAACCUAUAUAUUAUUCUAUAUAUCUUGAGAUCUUUGUGGGUAGAACAUGCAAUUGUUGUGUCGCUCUGCCUGUUUUUAAAUGUCAGAUUUUUGUGCGUCAGGUUGUUUGUUUCUUUGUGCUUUUCAUGUGCUUUCCGCCUUUUGCUUUUGCCACGUCAAACUGUAGAGGGAAGACAUAGUGUAAGUAAUUUACUGUACUGUGGGUUUUUGAGCUUUGGGAGGGAGGUUUCUGCAGUGAACCUGCCUCCCUGACCUUCCCUCAGAGUGGUUUGCCUUGUGGUGGGGGUGACAAAGAGAUACAUGAGUGACACAUUAUCAAGAGAGAUUAACCUACUCUACCAUCCCACUCCUCUGCAUUUUCUUGUCCCCAGUGUGCCGUAUGUCCUUGUGAGGUUUCUGUUAAUCAGAUGUCUGUCUGAGCCAAAAACCCAAUGCCCUCACCUUCAAUCUUGCCGUUAUCGCCCUACCUCCUGCGUCUCACCCUCUCCUCACUCCUCCAGUCAGCCUCUGAGUAGAUGUAGCAGUCCUGUCCACCUCCAGCAGGGGGCAGGAUCCCACCGUCAGCUCGUAGCAGUGUCUGUUUGACCUCAUAGUGCAGUAUAUGACACCACCCCACAUAAGGUGCAGUUAUAGACCGUCUCACCACCACCAGAAGAUGUCACUUGAUGAGAGUGCAGUAACUGAAAUGCUGGUAAUAAUGUAGCACUGGUAUGACUGGGUAAAAGAUGAAGAGUCAGCUGGAGAAAGGAAAGUGUCAUGCCGAGGGUCGAGGACGUGUUGAGCUUUGAUGUUUGUCUCCUUGGAAAUUGUUUGAAGUGUAGCAAAGACAGUCAGUCACCAAUCACUGUGAUGAGAAACUGUAAUACUGACCCGCAACUGUGAGCCUGACCCUUCCUGAAGCCUGUAUCUUGUUUCACUCCUUUCUUUAGCGUUUCGUCUUUAUUUGUCAUGAUUUACUGUCUGAACUGUAUUUCAGAAGAAGCAAUAAUUGCUUACAAAAGGAAAGGAUUGUUUGUGUGAAUGUGUUUGUGAGGGAGAGGGAGAGAGAGAGAGGGAUUUUAGAAUCAUAGUUCAUAUUCUUCCUCAGCUCGGGCUUUCAAUCUGUUAAGCACAGCUUUAGGCUACUCCUCACUCCACUCAGAAAUGAUGUCAGUACAUUAGUAUCCCACUUUUCAUCACUUUGCUUUGUCUGGAAAAAAAUUGAUAUUAUGUUUUACACCAAGAUUGGGCAAAUAGUGGUAUGCCCUCAUACCAGCCACCCCCCAUCUGCAAAGUGCCCAGUGUCUAUUUUUGUUACUCGUCAGGGAAUGUAGGUGUGUUUAGACUAGCUUUUAAAUAUUAAUGGGAUUCAUAUGCAUCUUGAAAGAAAUCCUAGUGUGUGUGUGAGUGAGAUUUAAAUAUCACAAAUUGUCAGUCCUGGAUAUUGGGACAUGUCAACGUUGUGAUAAUAUCACAGGAAGUAAUAUGUCAAAUGGACAAAGAGCAGAGGCUCUCAGAUUAUAACUCUAAUUCAAAGUUGAUUUAACUCAGUAAGUGUGUCAUCUCACAUGAUAUCAAUUAUCUACAUGCAUUCAUUUCAAACAUUAUGUUAGACGUUGAAUACUUUAUUAUGGAAAAAUAUGUCAGUCACAAGAACGCAAUAAUCACCCAUCAAUAUGCGUUUGUUUUAGUUUGGCUUCACAGCCAGAGAUGAUGAAUGUAAAGUCUUGGUAUACUGUAAGUCUUGUUCUCAAGUAGUCAUCUGUGUUGGCUCUGUACUUUAGUAGAUGAUGGGGCGUUCACUCUGUUGUAUCAACUAAAUACCAUCACUCAUUACAAGCAUAAAUAGAAAUCAUGUAAGAGGAGACAUUUAAAGAGAGAAGCCUCAAAUGGGUUUUCAACAUUUUAACAAAUAUCCCUUCAUCAGACAUUAUUUCUACUUAAUUAUAUUUUUAAUAACCACACAAAGUUGGAUGUCAAAAAAGAUUACACAGUAGUGUAAUUGUGUACUACUUCUGUCAUAGCAUACGGUUCGCUCUCUAAGGGCUCAUAAUUAUGGUAUGCUUGGUUUGCUUUCUGAAGCAGGGGCCGUUUAUGAAUCCACUGCUGAUGUCAGGGUUGGAGCGAGGCUGGAGUCUGAUGAGAGGACAAUAAGAAGGAGCACUUUGAAGUUGGAAGGAAUUAUUGUAGGGAGGCUUAGUGACUCCGACGGCUAGUCUUUCAAGAUGACAAGCAUUUUUCCUCAACACAACCCUAAUCUAUUUCUGCCCUCUUUACCAAAUAUUGGACUGAGCCAAUUCUAAGGCUUCCACAUGAUGACAGUUUGAACGUGGUUUGAAAGGAGGAGUCCAACUAAGUGCAAGCAGAGGGAGGAGUCACAAUAAUGAACAAUGUACAGCCCUGCACUGAGGGACCACUGAGAUGAUGCCAUGCACCAAGUUCAUGCAAAAAUAUUAACUGUUGCAAAAA
Anarrhichthys ocellatus (wolf-eel) is the source of this 38882-nucleotide messenger RNA. RefSeq names its product ankyrin 1, erythrocytic a (gene ank1a). The record is from RefSeq and is a predicted model, not a curated record. The coding region runs from base 29666 to 35584 and encodes 1972 amino acids. Gene Ontology annotation, biological process: signal transduction. The transcript has 45 exons. NCBI's taxonomy places the organism in Eukaryota, Metazoa, Chordata, Actinopteri, Perciformes, Anarhichadidae. Gene Ontology annotation, molecular function: protein binding.